Messenger RNA from Helianthus annuus (common sunflower), 771 nucleotides. RefSeq lists its product as uncharacterized. The record is from RefSeq and is a predicted model, not a curated record. The transcript is spliced from 2 exons. Bases 1 to 771 code for a protein of 256 amino acids. Lineage: Eukaryota; Viridiplantae; Streptophyta; Magnoliopsida; Asterales; Asteraceae.
AUGGCUGCUAUGAAGGAGUGCCACGGCCAGAACCGUUUCCGCGAUUACCGCAUCCACGGCCCCGACCACGUCCACGAGUUCGAUAGGGCUGUUGGGGUUAAUCGUAAUAGGGCUGUUGAGCAAAGCAGACACUUCCUUGUUUAUUUUUCGAAAAAAGGGAAUGCAGAUAUCAUUAUUACUGGUAGUGAUCCUGAUCUUGUUCAGUCCUUUAUUACUCGUUUGCAUGAGGAGUUUUCUGUUAAAGAUUUGGGUGCUCUUGGAUAUUUUUGGGGUCUCGAGGUGACUUAUUCAGACAAAGGCACAUUCCUCAGUCAGGCGGAAUAUGCUCAUGACAUUUUGGCUUGUGCAAGCUUACUGGAAGCUAAGCAAAUUGCUACUCCCUUAACUACCACCGAAACCUUCUCCUCUAAUGGUGAUCAGUUUCAUGAUCCCACUUUGUAUCGCUCACUGGUUGGAGCUCUACAGUAUUUAACUAUUACUCGUCCUGAUCUCUCCUAUGCGGUUAAUCAGGACAGUCAACACUUGCAAUCACCAACAACGGCUCAUUUUCAAUCGGUGAAGCGCAUCCUGCGCUAUGUUAAAGGCACUAUCUUCUUUGGAUUAACUUUCUCUCGACCUCAAAAGACAACUUUGGUCGGCUACUCUGACACCGACUGGGCACGCUGUAUUGAAACAGGACGUUCGACGUAUGGUUACUCCAUUUAUUUUGGGUGGAAACUUAGUAUCCUGAAGUGCCAAGAGGCAACCUAUGGUCUCUCGAUCCAGCUGUGA